Molecule: messenger RNA, 3125 nt
Organism: Amoebophrya sp. A25
Lineage: Eukaryota; Dinophyceae; Syndiniales; Amoebophryaceae
Source: the annotation of a GenBank genome assembly
AAAAUUGCGGAAAAUAACGUUCCUGCUGUGCCAGCCAUCUCGGCGCUCAGUGAGGCGGUCGUGACUGUGUUUCUGCACUUUGUCUAUCUCGACGCCUUGGAGUUCGAGUUGAUAGAUGUCGACCAUGAGGCAUACAUCUUGGAACAGGAGUCGGGACCAGACGGCACACGUGCGCAGGGACGCAUGCUUGUCUCCUCGGAAGUCGAGCAAUUGCGUGGCCUCGCGACGUUGCUAGGCUUAGAGCGUCUUGUCAAUUUUCUUGAUCUCAGAAGUGCACCAGCUGAGAGCAAGAUAGCACCUCUGUCACUUGCGCCAUCGGAUUUGCGCUCCUCGCUGCGUCGUCUCUUCCUGCAGACCUUCGAGCGAGCAAAGGUCUGCAAUUUUCUUUGGUGUGAUUGUCUGCGAUGUUUAUUCCUAGCAGUCUAUUUUUAAGACAAGAAUGUGGCUUCGUGAUUUGUUAUCUAUGAUACUACGAUGACAUCACACCCACGACAUUCGACUAAGCUGUUAAUAAUAUGUUCAGAUCGCUGACUUCGUGAAGCACCACAAGGCGCUGCAAUUGCGUGAGGCUAACAUGCGCAGUCCGCGCAGCAGGAAGCCUAAUAUUUUGCAGCAGCUGCGCGACGAGGCCAGCGGGUGGCGAGGCCUUAAUUGCUUAGUUCAGUGUGGCGAUUUGAAGUACUGCCCACCGGAGUACGGAGGCAGAGUUUUUGCCGACACCGGCAAGGACACGACGCUCUUGGCCGCGCACGCAGCAGUUUUACUUGGGGAGUGCACCGGUGUCAAUCUUAUAGAGCGCAGUGUGGACGGCGGGAAAGUGCGCUCACCGUUGCAUCGCGCGAUCUUGACCGAGAAGGAUGAUGCGGACACCCCAGAGGCGCGCUACUACCUGUUGGACUUGUCCGACGUACCCGUAGACAUCGUGCUGGCAGGCCUGAGUUUUCUCUACACCAGAGAGUUCGCAGACAUUGCUAUGCCAUACUUGCGGCCGCCGCUCUACAAAGACGAAAACAGUUCCCUGGAACACUUUCUCUACGGAAGCGAGGAGCUCUGGCAGAGCCUCGAACACAUCUACACAGAAAUCGGGAAGGUAGCGUGAACUGAUUUAAACGCACAAUUUAGAUUAUAUUGGUUUUUUUUGAGACUACAGAAAAGCAAUCUCAUAACUGAAGCUACUUGGCUAUUUUUACGCAGUUGACGAGGAUAUUUAUUAGUGAUUCCGCUAAUCUUUAAUUUCCUUUUCACUGAAAACAGGGUUAGUAGUGUUGUACCUCAUUUCAUUUCACUGAAUAAUUUGUUUCAGGAAAACAAGCAGAGCGCGGCUUCGUCGUCGUCAGGUAUCGAUGUUGAGGCCACGGACGCUGCGUUAGAUAAGAUUGAGGUCUAUCGCACGAAAUUUUUGUGGAGUCCUCGUCGUAGGGUGCAAUGGUUCAUGGAUCUCUUCCUGUUCGCGGACAAGGUGAAGGCGGCUGUCUUGCGCACUUACAGUGAGGAUGCGUUGCUAGGCAACCUCUCCGACCACAAUUGGGCAGAUCUAUGGGUUUUCGCCGACGAGCGAGAUGCGCCAGCUCUGCGCGAGGCCGCGCUGCAGUUUGGUCUGCGCCAGGUCGCGCCGUUUGCAUUUUUACGCUUUUUUGGCAAAAACAUGCAACGGAACGCAAUGUUCGUGGACAAUGCGGCAAAAACUGGCGGCGACGCAAACGCAAGUAGUACUAGCUCUAGCUCGUCAACGUCCGCACUAGGUGGUGGGAGUGGCGCGGGAGGAGGCAAUGCAAGUAGUAGCAGUGGUGGGAUCAAAGGAACAGUGACAAGUGCAACUGACUUGGAGAGCGGUCUCUUCUUUUCCCACCAGUCCUUAUGGUUCAAAUCUGGGGCAUUGGAGAAGUUUCUUUUCGACUUGGAUCUUCCGCACACCCCUCUGAUUCUGCAGGAGCAUUUUAACAGCAACUUGAUGUCAGAGGUGAAGAAGCGCAGGCCAGCACAGUUUAACGAGUUGAAAGAGCGCCUUGUGGGCUUGCUUAUCGAAUUUGAAAAAGUGGAGUACAACUUGGACCUGGUUUUGAGCAAGAGCGUUUUCCACAAUGACAACGACGACCUGGUGAAACUCGUCUCUUCUGCGAAACAGGAUAUGGCCACAAUCCAAAUCUACACUGAAAUACAAUGAUGAUGCGUUAACGACAAAAAUUUCAUACUCUUUGCAUUCUCCUUAAGAAGGCACAGAUAAAAUGAAUCAUGGUAUCAAAAGUGAGGAUUUCGGUCAUUUUCGUAACCCAAUCCCUUCUUCAUGCAAUGCUUCGGACGCUUUUUGUUCAAAAGCACGGGGAAAGUAGCUGAGAAAGUGGAUCCGGUAGACGAACCUGUGAAAGCACGUAGCGUGUUUCCGAAGGAGAAGCUAUUGUUUGGCUACUUACUCGUCACCUACUUCUGGGAAGUAUUUGUCGCUGUUCUGGCGUUUCUUGUAUGGCGCUACCGCGAUGCACUUGCUAAUCGCGUUUUCUUCAUUUACGGGCUGCGGCGACUGGCGGAAGAGUUCGUUGCAAAUGCGUUUGUCUCAACGAGUGAAGAGGCAACAGAAAUGCUAGAGAGCAUGCACGCACUGCGCUCUCUCGACGUCCUGAUGCGAAAUGCCAUCGAAGGCUACCCUAUUCUGGCGCGGAUGUACCAGACCAUCGUAUUCUUCCUUGAAUAUGCACACACGCUGUCCGUGGCGGUACAACUGAAUCCUUACUUUUUGCUGCUGUCCUUCAACGCUUUGGUUUUGGCGACACUGCUAGCGCUCUACGUGAAGUACAUCGCCUAAGUUCAUCGGGUUGGAUGCGAUGAGCCUUUGUCAUCGAGAAGAGUUUUGCCCUUUCAUCACAUGAAAAUUUGUUGAAUCCCAGAAUUGUUGCAGCUGCUUCGCUACCGUCAUUACGAAAAGACCUAUGCUCGUGACGAGAAAUAUGCUGAAGGUCACACUCCACACACUAAUAUUCAAGAUUUGAAUUCUGUUUAGAAAUGAUACAUUAACCACCCAUCGAUCGAUGCUAACGUACUCCAUAAGAGAUACCCCCUGUCGCCUAAGACCGCGGGUGUACAUCGGGUCUGAAUGCUAGAUUUUAUGUGGUGGAAGAACGACUUCCUCA